AUGCCGAAUGAAUCUCAUGUUUGGAGUUCAAGAUAUGAAGCCAAGGCCAUAAAAGGCCACAUCUGCGUGGCAUGUCACGUCGUAAGACGGUACGGUCAGGAGUGGGGAUCUGGGAAGGAUUGUGGAUGGGAAAACGUGCACAGCGCAUGCUCGAUAAGCACUGAUCCUAUUGCAGAGCACGAAUGGACUGCAUUUGUGAAGCCUUCGGGGAUAGUGCGCUUUUGCCAGGAGUGCUACGAACCGCAAGGAUGGGGGCGGAAAUUCGGUAGCUCUAAGGGACCCGCUUACGAGCAGGUACUCGAGCUUUGCUCGGCCGUUGAUCUUGAUAAGAAAACAUACGCAGAUAUUAUCACAGCGGAAGCACCCGAAUAUGUGCAUCCACUAGCUCCCCUGGAUCCCGAGUCUAUGGUCAGAGAUGAGCGACAUCACAACCUGGCCACUCAAUUUACGGGGAAGGAUUUUGUUAAAAAGUUCUCCGAUUUCCAGAAUGUGGAUGUAGCCGCAAUUGACGAAGCACUGACACACCCAAGCGCCAGUGUUAAUGGAUGCAACUUUCUCAGGCUUGCAUUAUUGGGUGACGCUGUGCUCGACCUAGUGGUGGUGCAGUAUUUAUACCACACAAAUCCUAACGCAGACAAUGGCGAGAUGACUAUCCUGAAAGGCAAAGCAGUCUCCAACCGGGUUUUGGCAAAAAUCGCGGCGCCGUAUUUGCGCUACAUACGCACCAAGAGCACAUUCGACUAUGACUCCAAGACUUGUGCCGAUGCGAUGGAGGCGCUAAUUGGCGCGUAUUACAAAUCCAACGGGUUCUCUGCCACCGCAGACCUGUGCGCAGAUCUAGGCCUACUGGAGGCCGUUAAAACAUGCAAUGGAAGGAGCAAGCACUAG
Sphaeroforma arctica JP610 is the source of this 888-nucleotide messenger RNA. RefSeq lists its product as hypothetical. NCBI's taxonomy places the organism in Eukaryota, Ichthyosporea, Ichthyophonida. Gene Ontology annotation, biological process: RNA processing. The record is from RefSeq and is a predicted model, not a curated record. The transcript has 3 exons. The coding region runs from base 1 to 888 and encodes 295 amino acids. Gene Ontology annotation, molecular function: ribonuclease III activity.